AUGGUUAUAAAGAACAAUUUAGAAAAAACCCUAAAAGACUUGGAAACUAGAAUUAUGGAAUUGGAGCAAAGUAACGAAGGAUUACGUUCACGAUUCGAAGAUAUUGAAGAAAAGGUCAGAGAGCGAGAAGAAGAAACCAAAGCCAAGCAAGAAACUAUUAUUCAUUUAGAAGCCAAGGUUAGAGAACGAGAAAAAGCCAGUUAUCCUGAAAAUGGUGAAGUAUUUAUUGGUAAAUUAUCUAAAAAUAAGAUCAUUUUAACAUAG
Messenger RNA from Funneliformis mosseae, 264 nucleotides. The record is from the annotation of a GenBank genome assembly. NCBI's taxonomy places the organism in Eukaryota, Fungi, Glomeromycota, Glomeromycetes, Glomerales, Glomeraceae.